Molecule: messenger RNA, 588 nt
Organism: Papaver somniferum (opium poppy)
Lineage: Eukaryota; Viridiplantae; Streptophyta; Magnoliopsida; Ranunculales; Papaveraceae
Product: pentatricopeptide repeat-containing protein At1g62930, chloroplastic-like
Exons: 2
Coding region: 1-588 (195 amino acids)
Molecular function (GO): protein binding
Source: RefSeq, a predicted model, not a curated record
AUGGCACUGAGACCAACAACUGAUGUUUACAAUGCACUAUUAGAGGGACUAUAUUGGGAUGGCAGAAUAAACACUGCAAAGAGGAUUUUUAAUGAGAUGCAACGUUCUGCAGAGAAGUUUCUUAAUGAGAGGGCAUUUGCUUCUCAUUUUCCAGAUGCUGGCAGGUUGGAAAAUGCAAGAAAACUUUUUAAUCACAUUCCAAGAAAAAGAUUAGUUCCUAAUGUGGUAACAUACAACACAAUGAUCAGAGGUCUAUUUUCUAACAAGAUGUUCUUGGAAGCUGCCAAAUUAAUCAUCAAAACUGAAGAGGAAGGUUGUUUACCAAAUUCUAAAACAUAUGAUACCAUCAUCAAUGGUUUUUUAGGAGGAAAAGAGACAGGAAAGGCAUUGCAGUUUCUUCGCAAGAUGUAUGGAAGACACUUUGCAUCAAGUGAUUCUACCGUCAUCAAUGGUGGUUCCGGAGGAAAAGAGACUGGCAACGCAUUGCAGAAUCUUCGCAAUAUGCUAAAAAAUCUGGAAGAAACUAGAAAAAUCUUUUCACCAAGCGAUUCUAUUAUUUAUUCUUUGGUAAAAACUCUCUGCAGAUGA